Aegilops tauschii subsp. strangulata is the source of this 1392-nucleotide messenger RNA. RefSeq lists its product as uncharacterized. Gene Ontology annotation, cellular component: mitochondrial large ribosomal subunit; mitochondrial ribosome. Lineage: Eukaryota; Viridiplantae; Streptophyta; Magnoliopsida; Poales; Poaceae. The record is from RefSeq and is a predicted model, not a curated record.
GCCCAAAUCUCUGCGCCGAGCUCCCUCCCCUUCUUCACUCGUCUCUCCUCUGCCAGCCGCCGCCGCCACCCGGCUCGCCCGCGACCUCCACCUCGCCGCCGCCCAGAUCCAACUCCGCCGUCCCCAUCCGCGCCGUCGUCGCGCUGCGAGCCUCGCGGACGGCCCCGUCGUCCUCCGCCUCCAGCGCGCCCCGCCACCCGUGCUCGAUCCUCCGCCCCCCGGUCACCUCGCCCGGCACCACCCGCCACCAGAGUCGCCCCUCCAGCGCUUCUCAGAUUAGGUUGGUGCUUGGAUUUGAAUGCCACGCACGUCGGAGACUGACUGCUCAGAGUAUCACGGUUGCGAUUUCAGCGUUUGCUGUUUGCCAAGGAAUUGAUAGCCAAGGUGGUGCAAUGGCUUCAGGCAUCAUGUUCCGACGUCUUUCCAAGGCACUCACCAUGAGCCCAGCAGCAGCAGUGGCAUCUGGUAUGACCAGCCAGCACCACCAGCUUCAGCAGCGUGCACCGGUGAGCGGCACGUCCAAGGGCAAGGCCAAGCUCAAAGCUGGGAUGCCUCUGAGGCGUAGCGUCAUAGCGAAGAAGGGGGGCGCGCCUGCCACUGCUGGGAGCGGCGGCGCUGGCCGUGGUCGCCGUGAAGCCAUCGAGUGUAUUACUCAGAUUGCAGAGUCUUGUCUGAAGUCCUCCACUACUCUACGGCACCUGUCCCCCAAGGAGCGUCUCCGCGAGGCAAAGCGUGAGGAGCUUGGGCUCAUCUCCAAGGAACGGCAACGUGAGCUUGACGCUGCCAAGGCUAAAGCUAAAGCUAAAUCCAAGGGUGCCAGUGGAGGUGAUGGUGACCGUGUUCUGAUGGGUCCGCCGGGCCUCGACUAUAUCAGUCUUGGUCUGGUGGAUGAGGAGGCUAUCCCUGAGUAUGAGCUGACAGUUGAAGAUGGCCGGCGUCUUGCCAAGGAAUACAGCCGUGUGCUAAUGCGACGACACCGUGCACGUCAAACCGCAGAGUCAACGCUCUUGAGGCUCAAGAAGGAGGCCAUUGCUGCGCUCCCAGAGAAGCUGCGGGCUGCUGCUAUGGUUCCUGACAUGACCCCGUUCCCUGCAAACAGGUACAUGGCAACACUCACGCCACCGAUUGAAGGGUAUAUUGAAAAGGUGCGAGAUGCUGCCAAGAAGUAUUCAGUGAAGGAGAAACUUCGUUGAGUUUGAUUCAACAUGGGAGGAAAGAGUCUUCUCCAUACAAGAUGCCGAGAGUUUAGACACUUUCUUAUGCUCCUUUAGUUAAUUCUUGGCCCGUGUCUAGGUUUGAUGACUACUUUGUGCUAUUUUGCGCUGUGAUAAUCAGAUUCUGGUAAUAAGCCGUCACAAUUUUUAUUUGCAAGAUCCUGCCAUGUUAUCCUUA